Molecule: messenger RNA, 885 nt
Organism: Chiloscyllium plagiosum (whitespotted bambooshark)
Lineage: Eukaryota; Metazoa; Chordata; Chondrichthyes; Orectolobiformes; Hemiscylliidae
Product: G protein-coupled receptor 15-like
Biological process (GO): G protein-coupled receptor signaling pathway
Cellular component (GO): plasma membrane
Molecular function (GO): G protein-coupled receptor activity
Source: RefSeq, a predicted model, not a curated record
AUGGUAACUAUCGUGAUCCUCUUGCGAGAAAAGUGCGGCCGUUCCAAAUGCAUCUCAGUUUAUCUGACGGCCAUGGCAGUGGCGGAUCUAAUGUGCCUCGUGUUUGAUGUCAUCCUCUUUGAGCUCCACGGAAUUUAUUACCCUGAUUCAUUCUUAGAUUACACAGCCAUCUGCAGAAUGAAUUUCUUCUUAAUUUUCACCUCUGUGGAAUGUUCUGUUUGGUUAACUGUUGCCUUUACCUUUGACCGAUAUGUUGCCAUUUGUUGCCAAAAGCUAAGAACACAAUAUUGCACAGAAAGAACUGCAAAGGUCGUUGUAGCAACAAUCUGGGGGCUGAGCAUUUUGGAAAAUAUACCAAGGUAUUUUGUGAGUGAACCUCAUGUGAUCAUUGACAAUAUUGCGUCGUUCUGCAUUGUGAAAGCAAGUCGCUAUACUGAACUGAUAUGGAUCUCAUACUUAUGGAUUGAUAUCAUCUUCCUAACUUUUAUUCCAUUUCUCUUGGUUCUGCUGUUUAAUGGUCUAACCAUCAAACACAUUUUACUGACAAGUCGAAUCAGGAAGGCUCUUCGGGGCAGUGAUAAUGACUCAGAAUUGGAGAACAGAAAGAAAUCCAUUGUGUUACUGCUGCUCAUAUCUGCAAAUUUUAUCCUGUUGUGGAUGGUCAUUCUUACUCAUUUUAUUUGUGCACAAAUAACCGAAGUUGAAUUCUUGCAGACAAACUAUAGUAACCCUUUCGCCAUCCUGGAACAGGCUGGACAUAUGCUACAGUAUUUGAGUUCCUGCACAAACACCAUAAUCUAUGUAGCCUCCCAGGCUAAGUUCAGGGAGGACAUAAAGAUAUUGUUUAAAUAUCCUCUGACUUUACUUUUGAAGGUACAGAAAUAG